Messenger RNA from Amoebophrya sp. A25, 348 nucleotides. The record is from the annotation of a GenBank genome assembly. NCBI's taxonomy places the organism in Eukaryota, Dinophyceae, Syndiniales, Amoebophryaceae.
UAGAGGUUGGUGAUGUGUUCUCGGUAGCUGGAGACUGGCUACAGGAGGACUUUCGGCAAUAUGAAGAUUGGGAAAAGAUGGAAAACGCACUGGAAAUAGUCCUUGAGGUUGCGCACAGACAGCACUGGGACGACUACUUCGAAUUACGAGAUGAAGAUCGUCUCGAUGCUGAUGGGAAUGAAAAAGAUGAUGGACUCGCGCUCGAAGCUGCGAGAAGGAUGUAUCAGGAUGCCCUAGCCAGAGGAGACCUCGACAGGGUUGAGAGCGCAAAGAUAAUAGAAGAAAUUUUGAUCAUGGAACAACAACAACAACUACAACAAGAAGCGAAGAUGAAACAAAAACUACAGA